Mesorhabditis belari is the source of this 1731-nucleotide messenger RNA. The record is from the annotation of a GenBank genome assembly. NCBI's taxonomy places the organism in Eukaryota, Metazoa, Nematoda, Chromadorea, Rhabditida, Rhabditidae.
AUGCUGAAACCGCCAACAAGGAUAAUCGGCUUGAUCGAUAUGGAUUGCUUCUACGCACAAGUCGAACAACGUGAAAAGCCAGAACUGUGGGGCAAACCGGUAGCCGUUGUACAACCUUCAGGACCUAGAGGAGCCUUGGGAGGAGUCAUCGCUUUGAGCUACGAAGCCCGUAGAGCCGGAGUCAAGCGCGGAAUGAUGGUACCGCAGGUGAAAGCUUGCUGCAGUGAAGUGAACAUCUGUGUUGUACCCUUUGGAGAACAUGCCGACAAACCCGACAUCAACAAAUACAGGCUUGCUUCGGCUGAGGUGUUUGAAAUAAUCAACACUUUUGAUGAAAGGAUUGUUGUUGAGAAGGCUAGCGUAGAUGAAGCCUUUUUGGAUCUCACGCAAUUGGUUGAAGAAAUGAUUGCAACAGAAGGUCGAGAUGAAGCUUUGAGAAGAUAUGCGUCUGAAUGGAAAACCAUCUUUCCAACUUCACAUCUUGCUGAAGGAGCGGAUAAAAAUGACAGCUAUAACCGUGAAGAAAGUUUCGAACGCUGGAUUACUGGACAUUGCGCAACCGAUUUUCGACACCUCUCAAUUUUGGUUGCUGGGGAGGUGAUUGAGCAGCUUCGUGCCGCGAUUUUGUCAAAAACGCAGUUUUAUUGUUCGGGCGGAGUGGCAACGAAUAAAAUGAUGGCUAAAUUAGUUUGUGGCCGUCAUAAACCGCGGCAGCAAACACUUAUGCCCCAUGAAUACGCUUCAAACAUUCUGGAUAAAACAUCUAUUCAAGAUGUUCGUUUUUUGGGCGGUAAAUUUGGACAAAGUGUGUGCAAUCGCUUUGGGAUUGAAACAAUGGGUCAAUUGGCAGCGAUUAAUUUGUCGAAGUUGGAGGAAAGUUUCCCCGCACAAGCACGCUGGCUCUAUGAGGUAGCUCGGGGUCAUGAUGAAGAGGUUGUAAAGACAAGGAAUCUUUUAGGCAGUGUCACAGUGAGCAAGCAGUUCCCAGGGAAACGUGCGUUAGCCAAAAUUGAUGAUAUUCAAUUUUGGAUCACAGGAUUAAGCAAGGAGCUUUGCAAACGACUUCACGAAGACCAAAAUGCUAACAAACGCACAGCGACCAGUUUAAUUUUGAGUUUUUGUACCACGAAUUGGAAACAAUAUUCUAAAACACUGUCCAUGGUUUCUUAUAACCCUGACGACAUUUACGAGAUUGCUUGGGGGGCUCUCAAAUUGUUAAAUAAAGCGACAGAUAAAAAGAAUUGGGAACCACCACUUGGCGUUCUCACCCUCAGUUCUUCGCGCUUUGUUGGUGGAGUCUUAUCCGGAACUCGAACACUCAAAAACUGGAUGAAAGAAGGUGGUGAAACGAGCAACAUCGAGAAGAAACUACCUGCUAUUGUUUCUUCCAGAGUUGAUGACCAAGGUUGGGAAGUCUUCAAUCCUGAUGAUUUGGAAGAUGUCAAUACGGAAGCUGUCAAUGCGCCAUGGGAAACUGGUUUGGGUUCAUCGGUGCUUCCAAAUGCUUUGGGAUAUGAUCCUGCAUUCUUAAACGAAUUGCCUGAAGACAUUCGAGCUGAAUUACUACAUGAGCAAAGAUUGAAUGAAGCAAAGGUGCUUCAAGUUAAACAUAAACCGAUUGACGCAAAGGUAGAAGCGAAAGGAAAUCCUAAACAACGACAAAAGAAAAAAGCGGAUUUGCCUGUUGAUGAGCCUCCAAAGAAGAAAAUUAAAGACUUCUUCAAAAAGGAU